This is a messenger RNA of Pimephales promelas (fathead minnow), 2724 nucleotides long. NCBI's taxonomy places the organism in Eukaryota, Metazoa, Chordata, Actinopteri, Cypriniformes, Leuciscidae. The record is from RefSeq and is a predicted model, not a curated record.
UUCCUCCCUGUGUUCUCCCAAAACAAGCAGUUCUACAAGAAACAACAUGACUCAGAUAAUCAUGCUGCUAACAAGACCCGCAAACGCGCACAGAACCGUGCGGCUCUGGCUGAGGUCUCGUUCAAUGAUAGUGAUGACCAGCAGCUUCCAAGUAAACGUCCCCUGCUGGCCAGCACUCCAUCAGUGGUCUGCAGAAAGCUCAGGAACUUACCAGAGCCCUCCAUCAGUGAGAUAUCCUCCCUUAGCUUUGAUGAACUUCACCAAGAAGCUGGGUGUGGAGAGGCGGAUCAGAGAAAAGGAGGAUCUGAAGUAGAGGCCACGUCUGCACAGGCAACCAGAGCUUUUGGAUGCGUGUUAACACCGCCACACCUAGAAUCCUUAGUAGAGGACCUAAAAGAGAGAUGUCGCACAGUGGAUGUAGACUUAGCGCUCAAAAGAAUAGAUGUCACAGACCAUCUGUCGUCGCAAAGCUGCAGCAGGAAACAGGAAGAGAAGAUUACCUCAAAUCCUCCAUGUUUGGAGUCCUCCAAAGCAAAUAAACAGAACAGCCAAAACUAUGUAACUGCUUCAUCCAACUGCUCCUCACUAUCCAAACCGUCCCUCUAUAUCUCCUCUAAGUCUUUUAACACUUCUUCUUCAACUGAAGCAAUUGGCUCAAAUAUGUCCCUUAUUGAACGUCUUAAAGCUGAAUGUCUGUUAUCUUCCCUCACUGUCUGCAUUCCCCGUCUUGACUUGGUUGCAUAUCCUUUUGUCCACCAGGGGGCAACAAAAGCUCCCUGCACUGACUCGCCGCCAUACAUGCUCCCCAUCAGUCGCAGGGAAACUGUCACCUCUCUAUCUUUUAAGGGGACAGGGAAUGAUAUCCCAAACAGUCCAAUACAUCACAGGUCUCCCAGUAAUGCUGAAGUGGUUGUUCGACGCUUAUCUGCAUCGUUCCAACCACCUCCAGCCUCUCCACCUGCCGCUGCAUGUCAUAGCAAAAGACGACCGCCUGCUGUGCCUAAAGAACGCACAGGUGCUGGUACUGGGACUGGUCGUAAAGUUUGUGUGAGUGGGCUGAAUGUCAGCCGCUGGUCAAAAAGGGGUACUGGAGAGUUCAAUGAAAAACGGAAGAAAAAGGAAGGACGAACAAAGGCAGUGUCAGGAGACUACAGUUCUGGGUGCAGCAUGUUAUCUGCUGGAGCAGACACCUUUUCAGCGGAAACAACAUGUGGCUGGCUGCAGGGCACCAGUGGGAUUGUUCUGGCUGUGACGCCUCUCAGAGUGUCACAAAUGAAUCUCUCCUCCAUCCUGGCCAACUUCACUCCAGACACACUCACGACGCACUCCUGGGGCCGACUAAAGGCAGCACUGUCUCUACAUAAGAAGAAAACUGCAAUUCCGACCCCACGGCGCUUGGGACAGUAUCAUCUGAAGUCCCCAGGAUGUGGCUUUACAGCUGACACCACCAGUGUAGACAUGUUUGCUUCCCCUCUGUUCACACCAUCCAGAGUCACACCUUCACGCAUGCUCCGGUCCACCAUGAACACCCCCAUGACUUCAUAUGAUGACAUCAGCGAUGCAGAUAAAGUCUAUCAGGAAUGUCAACAGAAUGGCCCAAUAUCCUUUAGCGACUGUAUCCCUCCGGCUCGCAUGAAACACUGUAACAAGAUUGGCGAAGGGACAUUUGGAGAGGUCUUCUCAACUAUAAAUGAUUCCAAUGAGACCGUUGCUCUCAAAAUCAUCCCUGUAGAAGGCAGUCAGCAGGUCAAUGGGGAACACCAGAAAACAUUUUGUGAAAUCCUUCAUGAAAUAAUCAUUUCCAAAGAGCUGAGCAGCCUUAACAUAAAGGAGAUUAACAAAACAGACGGUUUCAUUGGGCUGAACAAUUUACAUUGUGUCCGUGGAUGUUAUCCCGAAGCUCUGCUCAAAGCCUGGGAUGAGUUUGACUGUCAGAAGGGAUCAGAGAAUGACAGACCUGAUUUCUUUGACGAUGAGCAACUGUUUUUAAUUUUGGAGUUUGAGUUUGGAGGGAGUGAUCUAGAGAACAUUAAUGGAAAGCUAACCUCCAUGGCCCAGGCCAAAAGUGUCCUUCACCAAGUCACCGCAGCUUUGGCAGUAGCUGAGCAAGCCCUGUGCUUUGAACACCGAGAUCUUCAUUGGGGGAACAUCCUUGUGAAGAAUGUUAAGCUCAAGCAUACCGAGUUCAUUCUGAAUGGAACAACGCAUUCCAUAGAGACUCGAGGGAUUCAUGUCAAUAUUAUUGACUAUUCGCUCUCACGGCUGGAGAUCGAUGGACUGACGGUGUCAUGUGAUAUCUCUUCUGAUGAAGAAUUGUUUAUGGGACAGGGAGAUUACCAGUUUGACGUCUACCGCCUAAUGAAGAAAGAAAACAAUAACUGCUGGUCCACAUAUAAUCCUCACUCCAAUGUGUUGUGGCUGCACUAUCUGGCUGACAAGCUUCUAAGUAUGAACUACAAGAACAAAGCCAAGUCCAACCAGCAGAGGACGCUGAAGAGCGGCCUCAAAUCAUUCUAUUCGGAGAUCCUGAAUUAUCCAUCAGCGACAGAAGCUCUUAUGAACUGCACAUUCUUUCAGUGAAACUUUUGUUUUAAUUAACACAAUAUAUAUAUACCUGUAUAUUUAGAUUGACCAGUCCAGGGCACGUAAAAUGUUCUAUAAAAAGGAUAUUAAAAACAAAUAAAGAAAAUGCUAUCAUGCAAUUUAAAAAACAAAAAUAUGUAA